AUGACGCAGGUCCUCUCUCUUAUUCUUGGUAAGAUCAAGCAGCCGAAGGUUAUUGCCGAAGUUAUCGGCGGCAUUCUUCUAGGACCCACGGCAUUUGGUCGUAUUCCAGGCUUUACAGAGCAUGUCUUCCCCGCAGACUCUAUCCCUUACCUCACGCUCGUCGCGAACAUUGGAUUAUGUCUCUUCCUCUUCCUCGUCGGCCUCGAAAUCGACGGCGAGAUCGUCAAGCGCAACUUCCGUUUGUCCGUCAUCAUCGCCCUCGCGGGCAUGGCGCUCCCCUUUGGCCUCGGUGCCGCCCUUUCUGUCCCCCUCUAUCACACGUUUAUUCCCGCAACGGUCAAGUUCACGAACUUCAUGCUCUUCACGGGCGUCGCAUACAGCAUCACAGCGUUCCCCGUGCUGUGCCGUAUUCUGACCGAGCUGAAGCUGCUUGACACGACGGUGGGCAUCGUGGUGCUCUCCGCGGGUGUCGGGAAUGACGUCGUCGGAUGGGUGCUCCUCGCGCUGAGUGUCGCGCUCGUCAACGCGGGCUCCGGCUUGACAGCGCUGUGGAUCCUCCUGAUCUGCGUCGCUUGGGCAUUGUUCCUGCUCCUCUUUGUCAAGAGGAUCAUGUACUGGCUCGCGCGCAAGACGGGCUCGAUCGAGAAUGGGCCGACGGUGUUCUUCAUGACCGCUACGAUCCUACUCCUUUUUGGCUCUGCGUUUUUCACAGAUGUCAUCGGGGUGAGUGCGAAUCUGCCUGCCUGUCGUUCGUAG
This is a messenger RNA of Postia placenta MAD-698-R-SB12, 756 nucleotides long. RefSeq lists its product as hypothetical. Gene Ontology annotation, molecular function: antiporter activity. NCBI's taxonomy places the organism in Eukaryota, Fungi, Basidiomycota, Agaricomycetes, Polyporales, Adustoporiaceae. Gene Ontology annotation, biological process: proton transmembrane transport. The record is from RefSeq and is a predicted model, not a curated record. Bases 1 to 756 code for a protein of 251 amino acids. The transcript has 2 exons. Gene Ontology annotation, cellular component: membrane.